AUGCACCGAGUGACUGUUCGCGACGUGAAUGGCGGCUUUAUUGCUGAAAACUCGGCCAAGGUCGAGUGCUGGCGUGAGCACUUUGAGCAACAUCUUAACUUCGAUACCCAACCCACGUCGCCCUCGUUUCCCUCUGCAGCGGAGUUUCUUCCCUCUCCAAAGUAUGCAGCGCCAUUCGAUCCCCCUUCUGAGGGAGAGGUCGCCGAUGCCAUACGGAAGCUACGCAACAACAAGGCACCCGGAGAGCACGACAUACCCACUGAAAUCUACAAGUCUUGUGUCCACACUCUGGCGCCCUGGCUCCAUAAGGCGAUGGAACAAGCGUGGAGAAACGAGAUUGCUUCUGAUGACUGA
Molecule: messenger RNA, 354 nt
Organism: Spirometra erinaceieuropaei
Lineage: Eukaryota; Metazoa; Platyhelminthes; Cestoda; Diphyllobothriidea; Diphyllobothriidae
Source: the annotation of a GenBank genome assembly